This is a messenger RNA of Phanerochaete carnosa HHB-10118-sp, 3054 nucleotides long. RefSeq lists its product as uncharacterized. Gene Ontology annotation, cellular component: SAGA complex. The record is from RefSeq and is a predicted model, not a curated record. The transcript is spliced from 6 exons. Gene Ontology annotation, biological process: regulation of transcription by RNA polymerase II. Bases 167 to 2275 code for a protein of 702 amino acids. Lineage: Eukaryota; Fungi; Basidiomycota; Agaricomycetes; Polyporales; Phanerochaetaceae. Gene Ontology annotation, molecular function: transcription coregulator activity.
UUGACCAUCGCGGUCUGCACGACGUCGAGCACAGCGACCACGUCUUCGAGGCCAGCGCUUCUCAUAGCGUUUGGGAAGAGGCCCCUGUCACUUUGCACACCACUCCCGGCCUAGUCCCAACCCGAGCGGCUUAUUCGUGGCGCGUUGUAGCUCACGGACGAGGUUAAUGACGGACUAUAAUGUCACUCGUUCCGUUGAGGGGCUUCUGGCACAACACGAGUCAUCACCUCCGUCCUUCACCGUGCAUCUAUAUCCCGAACACUGGACGUUGAAUAAUGGCUCCAAGUUCUUGUACAAUAACCAAGUCGCGUCGCUGCUGGACGAUAUACGCGCGCAGCGGAUACCUGCAGACUUCCUUGAGCUCUUUGACUCCGCCAACCUGCCGUUCUACGAAGGCUGCAUGAUCGUCGAGCUCCUUGACUAUAGACCUCAGAAAGUAAAGGAUCCGAUACUUGUGAACCCCGAGCGGUCUCGUGCAGUACUGAUGCCAAAUCCCGAAACCCUGUGGGCCGAUAUAUGCUUGUUGAACCAGAAGGCAGGGAGUAUGUGGACGGAUCAGGAAUCUCUCAAGGUGGAGGCGCAGAUACUAGUUGCUACUGCUCCACCGCUAUGUCUGGACCCUGACCCGCAUCUCGCACGGAUGGCGAGCCAUGUUCUAAGAGUGUCGGUUCCCAAAACGCCUCCAUCACUCAAGCGUAAGGCCGCUGCUAUGGAACAUGAGGAAGAGGAGAGUGAUAAGGCCCGCCGGGUCAAGAUCUCGCAAUAUUUGAACCCGCGUCAUAAUAGGUCUACUCCAUCAAAUUACCACAUUCUGGAAAUUCAGCAGAAGACGAAGGAAAGCAAGCCGAAUGUUCCUCCAGCACAACCAGAACCUAUCCUACCUGCGCAGCUAACUGCACCACCAGCCAACCCCGAUGAUGCAGGGAACUAUGGUAUCAACCCGACCUCGCUGAUCAAAGCAAAUCCAUCCCCUCUACCACUACCGCAAUCAACCACGCAUCUACCCAGUAUCAUGCCUGCGCCAUCUAUUCCAGCGCCGCCCACUGGCGCGGCGCUCUCAGUUCCCAGUGGACAGCCCGUAAAGACCGUCAGACAAUCACCUCGCCCGCCAUCCACCGUACCGCAGUCUGCAAUACCACCACAUAUGCAAAUGUACCCCAUCGCCCGAAAUACGCCACCACCCCCGCAGCUUUCCCAGACACCUAUGCCACGACCUCCAUCUUCUGUGUCCAUCGCCCCACAAGCUAGUCCUGUCAUGCGGUCGUCAUCAGUACAGCAGCCGUUGCAGCACACGAAUCAACAGAUCCAGCAGCAUCCGCCUGGUUCGCAAAUGCAGUCGCCUGCCAUGCAACCGGCCCAACAGAUCCCUACUGCUCCUCAAACACAGCCGCCCGCGCAGCCAACGAUGCCAAAUAUGCCGAAUAUCCAGCUGCCCACAACUCCUCAGACUAUGGCCAUGUGGCUCGCUAGAUUGCAGAACAAGCCUGAGAUUGCUGCAAGCCUUCAGCGACAACUAAGCGGUAUGACCCAAGAGCAGCAGCAGAAAUGGUUAGCCCAACAGCAGGCCAGGAUGUUCAUGCUCGCACAACAGCAAGCUCGGCUAAACGCAAACGGCCCCGCGACCCCUGCCCAGAGCGCCUCGCCACGUCCGCCAACGGCCAUUGCUGGGAAUCAGGGUAUGCAGCAGCAACCCCAGCAACCCCAGCAACCAACCCAUUCCCACCCGCAGCAACCGCAACAGCACCAGCCGCAACAGCACCAGCCUCAGCAGCACCAGCCCCAGCAGCAGGUGCCCCAGCAAAGCAGUCCGAUGCAUGUCAACCAACCGUUGGCGCGAUCGCCGAUGCCGAACAACGCGCAGGUGCAGCAGAUGCCGCUUCAGCAAGCACAAGCGUAUAGCCAGUAUGCGACGAUGGCGCAGGCACAGAAUCACCAGUUCAACCCGGCGCUACACCGUCCAGCCAUGGCGUCACACACGCAGCUGAUGCCACACAUCGCGAACGUGAACGCACAGGCGGGCGGAAUGCUGCCACAGCAGCAGGGCCAGGACCAGGCUGCCGCUGCCGCUGCCGCACAGGCCCAGGCCCAGGCAAUGAUGCAGGGGCACUACCCAAUGUACAACUACCCACAGAUGGGGAUGAACAUGCAGCAGGCGGCCGCGGCGGGGCGCAUGCCGCAGUACUGGCCGGCGAUGGGCAUCGGACGUGGGAUGCCGCCUGGCAUGCUGCAGCCGCACGCGCAGCAGAUGCAGAUGGGCAACGCGAAGGGGACAUGAGAUAUAGGCCGACGGGGUGUGUAUGUCGCUUGUAUCGUAGUUUAUUGUUGUAUUAUUCAGGUACUCUAGUCUCAUUUAUCGUACUCGCACAUGUAAUGUCUCUCUCACCUGUAAUAUCUCCCUUAUUCUCCCCAAGAUUGCUUAUUGCAUUGCAUCCACGUGUGCGUGCGAUGUGCUUGAGCCGGUGAAGCUCGGAUGUCGUGUUUCUGGGCUUCGCACUUGUCAUAGUUCCAUCUGAGCGGAUGUGAAGACCCUUGCAAUGCUCUGCGUUGCCGGGCUUCGGACUGCGUGUCGUUGCAGGCGCCCGCACUCUCUAUGAGCUUGCGGCUGGUUCUGCGAAGGAAAGAGGCUUGAGUGAAUUCUCACGACUCUACGCCACAUCGUCCCACAGACGACGAGCGAGCGGGAAGCGCACCUUCGACCACUAGCUGAGAUCCAGCGGACUGUGCAGCGACAGUAAGCUAGCUCGAUUACAGUGGCACUAAACUAGGGGGGUAUCGUUUGGCGACUGAUUGUCCGAACUCAAAGCUCAAGGUCGAAAUCGGCAAGUCGAGUGGGUGAUCCAGGCAGUAUGGGCAGCUGAGCGAGAGUCUAGAGAAUUGGGGCGUAAAGAGUGCCUAGACUGAACCAGAGACAGAGAUUUUGUUGGCUGACCAUAAAAUAAGAUGUACGACUUUUGCAAAUGGUACUUUGCCGUGAGUUGCGACAUCGCUGCGGGCCUGGGAACCGUUCCGACGACGCUGGUGUAACUGUUGCCUUCUUCGACUCAGACCGCAGGC